GAAUAUCAGAGAGCUUUUGAGUCGGCAGUUUUACGAAUUAACAGCGAAAACAAAAGUAAUUUUAAAUUAUUACCGAUGAUAAAGAAGUUAUCCUCCUACGAUGGUCCUAUUGCAUUGAAAAGAGAAGCAUGUAAUUUGAUUGAUGAUGGCGUUGAAGCUAUUUUUGGACCAAGUUCACAAGCAGAGAGCGUGGCCGUUAUAUGUAACAACACUGGCAUCCCACAUAUUCUUUUUGAUUAUGGGAUCGAAGAGAAUUAUUCGCAUAAAUACAAACAUCAAAUGACUCUCAAUGUAUUUCCUUCACCAUCAAUUUUAUCAAAAGCAUAUGCAGACAUUGUAAAUAGUUUUGGAUGGAAAAAGUUUACCAUUGUUUACGAUGCUGAAGAUGUUCACGCUUACACGAAAUUACAAGACUUGUUUCAAUUGCAUAGCCUGCACUCAGACAUUGUCCGCAUACGCAAGUUUAAACGGAACGAAGAUUAUCGUAUCUUAUGGAAAAGUAUAAAAGGUGAAAGGAGAAUUGUUUUAGAUUGCAACCCGAAUAUUUUAUUGGACCUAUUAAAAGCUGCGGUGCCAUUUGACCUUACCGGUCAAUUCAAUCAUUUGUUUCUAACGAAUCUGGAUACGCAUAGCAGUGAAAUUAAAAGUUUUCGUGAUAAUCCCGCAUAUGCCAUGAACGUUACCGCUGUACGGUUAAAGCUAAACGAUGGCUUUUAUAAACACUCAAUCGCACACAAAAGAGCGAUUGCUAAUAUCAAGUUCCAUCGACAGCCCUUGAAGGUAACUCUCAUACACGAUGCUCUAAUGUUGUAUGGAAUUGCUUUGAAAAAUAUUACUACGAAUUAUCCAACUACUCAACGUUAUGUCAACUGCGAUUACAAUGAAUACAAUUCUACAUAUUCCUCUCCCGCGGGUAGUUACAUUUACAACUCAAUGACAAAUAUAAGCCCUCUUGACGAAGUUCACUUUCGUUCGGGAUCGAUGCUAUUUGAUGAUAAUGGACAACGUACUGGUUUUGAGAUCGAAAUGUAUGAACCUCUUAACGACUAUGGCACAGCAUUUUGGAACACGAAAGGUCAAAUUACACAACAACAUAUAGGAGCAAAUGUGUUGAAGAAAAUUGUGUAUCGAGUUGCAACCCGCAUCGGGGAACCGUACUUUAUGGAAAAUUUGACUGCAAAGACAGAAAACGUUACUCAUAACAGGCGAUAUAUGGGUUAUGCGGUAGAUCUCAUAGAGGCAUUAUCUAAAGAAAUCGGUUUUGAGUAUAUUUUCGUACCAGUAGCUGAUAAUGGCUAUGGAAAGUACAAUAAAGAAACGAAACAAUGGAAUGGAAUAAUAGGAGAACUUAUAAACAAUGAUGCUCAUAUGGGUAUUUGUGAUCUUACAAUAACGCAGGCUCGCAAAACUGUAGUCGAUUUUACAGUUCCCUUUAUGCAAUUGGGUAUCAGCAUAUUGGCCUAUCAAAAACCUACGGAGUCGAAAGCCUGGAGUGCUUUUUUGGAUCCGUUUACUGUCGAUGUAUGGAUCUACGUUAUGAUAUCAAUAUUCAUUAUAGCCCUUCUUUUCAUUUUUAUGGCUCGAAUUUCAAGGGAUGAAUGGGAAAACCCUCAUCCUUGUAACAAAGAUCCGAUUUGUCUGGAAAAUAAAUGGAACAUAUCUAAUAGCUUCUGGUUAACUAUGGGCUCAAUAAUGACGGCUGGCAGUGAUAUUUUACCAUGCAGUGCAUCUAUGCGUACCUUUAACGCGAUGUGGUGGAUUUUUGCUGUCAUCAUCGCUAACUCGUAUACAGCAAAUUUAGCCGCUUUUCUAACCAACAGUAAAAUGGAAGGGUCUAUUAGCGGAAUACAAGACUUGGCCGAGCAAACAAAAGUGAAAUUCGGAACAAUGGAAGGCGGUAGCACCUUUACGUUUUUCUCCGAAUCAAACGAAACUACCUACAGGUUAGCGUACAACUUGAUGCAAAAUAAUGAUCCACCUGCAUACACUAAAGACAAUAAAGAAGGUGUUGAUAGGGUGUUGAAGAAUAACGGUUCCUAUAUGUUCCUAAUGGAAACUACAAGUUUAGAAUACAACACCGAAAGAAAUUGUAAAUUAAAAAUGUUAGGUGAAAAAUUCGGCGAAAAGCACUACGCUAUAGCUGUUCCAUUUGGCGCUGAAUAUCGUUCGAAUCUAAGUGUUGCUAUUCUGAAGUUAAGCGAAAGGGGUGAACUGUUUCAAUUGAAAAAUAAAUGGUGGAAAAAUCAUAACAACACCUGUCACGAAGGUGUUCAAACGGACGCUUCCGAAACUCCCGAUAUGACAUUUUCUGAAGUUCGAGGCAUUUUUUACACACUUGGCGUAGGGGUAAUCAUAGCUUACACCGUUGGUAUUUUUGAAUUCCUGAUUUACACGCAGAAGGUUGCUGCUGCAGAAAAACUUACUUUUAAAAAAGCAUUUUUGAAAGAAAUUAUAUUUGUCCUUUGCGUUUGGAACAAUAAGAAGCCGCUUAAGUUGGCGUCAUCGAAUAGUUCAAAAACAACUUCACCCAACGCUCCAUAGUCUUUUUCAUAUAAUUAUCGAGAACGAAGGCUGGUAAAGUUGAUAUACGUCUACGUUCUCUACGUGUUGUUCAUUGCUUGAGAUCACGACGAUUACAACUCCAAGAUCACUUUACCUGGCAGAAUAAAAUUAGUCUUAAGUUUGUUCUCCAUUUUUGGAUGAAGUUCAAAAAUUCAUUAAAUCGGUUCGUGCCAACAGUUAAUCAAAAAGUAAAAAAUGUUCACUUUAUCUUAAAUCGUAAUAUCGAACUUGACCUUAAGUUUGGCUUCUAUCCUUAAAAAUUACUUACACCGAUCCUUAGAUUUCCUCGCAUCCACCGAAGAAUCAAAUAAACCUAUGGUGUAGGAUAAACGAUCUUAGGAUGAUUACACGGUUCAUAGAUUUUUUUCAUAGGUUCAUAGGUUCUUUUGUCAGACAAGCGAAUUUUAGUUUCUUCACAUUGCCAGUGUUUUAUUCACUUUAUAUCCCGCACCAUUUAUCGUAUUGAAGUGUUGUAAGUUUACGCAGAUAUAUGUAACACUGAAAAGAGCUCCAUGUGCAUUCAUUACACCUAUCGAUUAAGAAUCAUUUUCUGAACCGAUUUAACAUUGUCUGUCCAUCUGUCUGUCCAUGACCAUGUAUUUUUAUGUUCAAUCAAAUGAUGCAACUUUUGAGAUACUUUGAGACGAAAUUUGAUGCACCGACGUGUUUUGGAGCUAGUCCUAUUGAAAAUGGGUUUGAUCAGAUCACUUUUGCAGCCAAACACCGCUUAACGUCUUACUUUAAAAAUUGCAAUUUUCAAAAUUUCUCAAUAAAAACCUAAGCUAAUUAAUAGCACUCCGACAUUUUAAACGA
Molecule: messenger RNA, 3375 nt
Organism: Glossina fuscipes
Lineage: Eukaryota; Metazoa; Arthropoda; Insecta; Diptera; Glossinidae
Gene: GluRIIC
Product: glutamate receptor ionotropic, kainate 2
Exons: 11
Coding region: 76-2541 (821 amino acids)
Biological process (GO): monoatomic ion transport; modulation of chemical synaptic transmission; synaptic transmission, glutamatergic
Cellular component (GO): plasma membrane; postsynaptic membrane
Molecular function (GO): glutamate-gated receptor activity; transmitter-gated monoatomic ion channel activity involved in regulation of postsynaptic membrane potential
Source: RefSeq, a predicted model, not a curated record